UAGGCGAAUGCGGUCCGUCGACUAUUUCCGUAGUUCCCGUUUCGCUCGGCAGAUGUCGCCGACCGCCCACUCGCGUUCGUGCCGUUUUAUGUUGCGUGGGAAUGUCUGCGCCCGCAUUUAACGACGGUGUUUACCGGAAGACCGUUACCUUAAUUAAUUUCGUCGGCGUACGUGCGGAACGGGGAAGGUACCGGAAGAGCACGGUUAACCCAAAUCCUUAAAAAGAGAGUACGUUUCGGUACUUACCGAAACCGUGCGUCGUAUGAACAGUUUCCUUCGCAUUGGCAAAUAAUUGGCGCACGCUCGUAUUGGGACACCGACUUCUGCCGUAAAUAACAUUUGUCACCCACCGGUGCACCGUCGUCGUUCUUCGACGACGACGAUCGAAAUGGUCGCGACUUUCCGUACAUUCCGAUUUCCAUGUCGCUUAUUUUCUUAAUUCGAAUGUGCGCUGGACGGAGAGGUGACGGAAUGCGUACGCCGGACUUAAUGAGACGGCCACCUUCUCCCUUCGAGUUUAACUUUCGUUUUGAAUUCUAUUGAUUUACGACGAAAGUUUUAAUACAGAAAUACAGAAAUUUUUCUUGGUUACAAACCUCUAAAGAUACUUUAAAAAUAUAACUUGCCUUUGGAUUCGCCGCUAGACCGGAAGCGACCUCUAAAUAUUUAGGUUAAACCUCUCGGAAGGCAAAUCUGUCUGCUGCGGGCUGUUUGCGGAUGCUCGUCGGUCGGUCUUUCUCCCAUCCCUCUCCGAAGGUCGGCGAAUUUGGUGGCCGCGGGUAAAUUGCCAAAAACUCUAAGGGCGACGUCGUCGGAUGGUGCUCGGUCACAGGGUCGAACCGGCGGGCAUUUUCCGACGUUGACGACGGACGACGUGAACGACCGACGGACAUUUUACUUAUCUGCGUACGACGAAUGGUUAAUCGUUAAAGAAUUUAUUUAACUCGGAUAUUGCCACUCUGCGUCGAAAUCCUCUUGCAAAAGAAAACGUAAUUUGUUUUUCUACGUAUUGUGGUGUGCCAAAUGUGAAUCCGAAGCCCGAAACCUUCCGUUGCCCGCAGUUUUUUAAAAAAGAAAUACCAAUAUUUUGCAGAAAAAUGCUUAUUUUAGACAAACUUUUUGUUACCAUUUAAAUAAAAUAUAAAACCAGAGAAAUUAUAUUUGCAUGAUGUCUGGAAUCGUUACAAAAGGACUCUCGGUUGGGUGCUGCAUCUUGGUAGACCGCAGGUGCCGGGUGGCUUUGUUUGCCCACACGUCUGGCGUGAAACCGUAAACUGUCGGCUACACAAGAUCCGGCAGAGACCGGAGGAACUCUGUGUAGGACUCGGAUUCUCUCUCUCUCUCUGAUUUGAUCUGUCUUGCAUGCAACACCAGCUGGGUUGUUUCUGCUACGUUUGUGAAGAAGUGACUUUGAAAGUGCAAAAAAAAUUGUCGAUGUCUCUAGUGAAGAAAGUGUACCUGUGUUAUACUACGUUCGCACACAAUCCACGACUCACUUCUAUCUCAAUUUAUCCGUAAUCUCGAUUGUAACUGUUGCCAGUUGAAUGUCGAACUGUUUGCACAGGCAGUCCACUUGAGAAGAACACGGCUAUUAUAUGCGAUGAUAAAACUGACAUUAUGCGAGAGAAAAAAUGUAAGGAUUGGAUGCGUUUAAAAUACUUGUGUGUUCGGACAUCCAUUUUCAAAAUACUAGUGAAAAUAAUUUAGCUGAAUUGUUCAUUUGAGACAUUUUUCUGAGAUGCCGGGCAAAGUCAAAGUGCGAAUUGUGGCAGGCAGAAGUCUCCCCAUUAUGGAUCGGGCAGGAGACACUUGUGAUGCCUUUGUUGAAAUUAAACUUGGAAAUACAACCUUCAAAACUGAAGUUUACAGACGUUCUCUUAAUCCUCAAUGGAAUUCUGAAUGGUUUAGGUUUGAGGUUGACGACGAAGAACUCCAAGACGAACCUCUUCAGAUAAGGGUAAUGGAUUAUGAUACUUAUAGUGCAAAUGAUGCAAUAGGAAAAGUAUAUAUUGAUUUAAAUCCUCUCCUAAAUAAAGAAACUGGAUCUUUAAUGUCUGGAUGGUUUCCUAUUUAUGAUACAAUGCAUGGUAUUAGAGGUGAAAUAAAUGUUAUGGUAAAAGUCGACCUCUUCAGUGAUGCAAACAGAUACAGAGAAUCAUCGUGUGGAGUUCAGUUUUUUUACAGUAAUACUAUUCCAAAUACUUACAAAGCACAAGCAAUUCUGGGAUUUGUUGAAGAACUCGUAGUAAAUGACGAUCCGGAAUAUCAGUGGAUAGAUAAAAUUAGAACACCAAGAGCAUCAAACGAAGCAAGACAGACAUUAUUUUCUAAGUUGUCAGGAGAAGUUCAAAGAAAGAUUGGACUGAAGGCAUUAGAAUUAGGUGGAAAUGCUGUUGUUGGUUAUCACCAGUGUUUCGAUUUGGAAGGCGAAUCGGGAAUUGUCGUUCGUGGUAUUGGAACGGCUGUGAUAUUAGUCAAAUUGACCGAUUGUUUACAACAGAGUCCUCCGAAGGAUGGAAAUAGAGAGUCUCCCGUUCCAGAAGAUGCUCUUCUCGUGACGAAUGCGGGACCGAGUUCUCCGACCGGCCACACGCCCACAAAAUUAUCUCAGUCGCCGGCCAAAGUUGGAUUGUCUUGCGGACAGAGACGUUCUUCGGAUUCAGAUCUGAGCACAACACCAAAAGCAAAUAGUUUGGCUGGAAGUAGUGGAAGUGGAAGUGCUGGAAUUAGAUCCCAAGUUCCACGGCCUCCUUUGUCACAAGACAGUCUUGGUAUGAUGGAAUAUCCUUUCAUCACAAUGAAACAAUUUCCAAUAGGAUUUGUUCAGUACAUAGGUGGUGUGGUAUCUGCUCGAUCAGUUAAACUUCUUGGACAGAUCAAUAAUCCAGAUGAACCAGAAACUAGGGAUGUUUGGUGGACUGAGUUAAGAAAAGAAAUUCGAUCUCACACCAGAGCAUUGGCUUGCAAUGUUGUUUUAGGAUAUGUUGAGUCUACUGACAUUAAUGAAGAUGUUUGCAUCCUCUCGGCCAGUGGUACUGCUGCAGUUCUCAGUGCUUCAAACGAUCAAGAUGGAUUAAACUUCCCGGUAAACGCGGCCAUAAACGUGGGAAUUAUACCGACACGGCCGAAUGUAAUUAUUCCGACCGCAGACAGAAAAGAAGAAAAAGAAUUGCCACGUGAUAAAGAAAAACCAUUAAGAGUAGAUAUUAAUUUGGCAAAUCAAAUGAAGCAUAUUCAUAUGACUGAAUGGUGAUUAAAAUGUUUUCUAUUAUAUUACU
Centruroides sculpturatus (bark scorpion) is the source of this 3278-nucleotide messenger RNA. RefSeq names its product C2 domain-containing protein 5-like. Gene Ontology annotation, biological process: positive regulation of D-glucose transmembrane transport; intracellular protein transmembrane transport; positive regulation of protein targeting to membrane. Gene Ontology annotation, molecular function: calcium-dependent phospholipid binding; calcium ion binding. NCBI's taxonomy places the organism in Eukaryota, Metazoa, Arthropoda, Arachnida, Scorpiones, Buthidae. Gene Ontology annotation, cellular component: plasma membrane. The coding region runs from base 1739 to 3253 and encodes 504 amino acids. The record is from RefSeq and is a predicted model, not a curated record. The transcript is spliced from 15 exons.